GCAACCGCCACUGAGCGCCUGGACUUUGAGAGGUUUUGCUUUUAUUAAAGUUGUAAAAUAAAGCUAGCAGUACGAGUUGCACCUCUGCCGAUAAACAGCAAGCACUUCUUUAGCCGAGGCGUGCACACGAAUAGUGAAGUUGUCUCUAACGUCCCGUUGCUGCCUGCCAGUCCAUCAUGUAUCGUCCCAAACCAACCCUGAAGGACCGGCAGCACCUGUACAAGCUGAUCAUAAGCCAGCUGCUCUAUGAUGGCUACACCAACAUUGCCAACAGCCUCAUCAAUGAGGUCAAACCACAGAGUGUGGUGUCGCCCUCGGAGCAGCUGAUGCAGCUGGCUAAGAUUGGGAUGGAGAAUGACGACAGUGCAGUUCAGUAUGCCAUCGGUCGGUCGGACACAGUGGCACCUGGAGUGGGGAUUGAUCUGGAGUUCGAUGCCGAUGUCCAGACCAUGUCUCCUGAGGCAUCCGAAUAUGAGACCUGCUAUGUAACCUCCCAUAAGGGUCCGUGUCGUGUUGCCACCUACAGCCGUGACGGUCAGCUCAUCGCCACGGGCUCUGCCGAUGCCUCCAUCAAGAUCCUGGACACAGAGCGCAUGCUGGCCAAGAGUGCCAUGCCCAUUGAGGUAAUGAUGAAUGAGACAGCCCAGCAGAACAUGGAGAACCACCCUGUGAUCCGGACCCUGUACGACCACGUUGACGAAGUGACCUGCCUCGCCUUCCAUCCGACUGAACAGAUCCUGGCCUCUGGCUCACGCGACUACACCCUCAAACUGUUUGACUAUUCAAAACCCUCUGCAAAAAGAGCAUUUAAACACAUACAGGAAGCUGAAAUGCUGCGUUCGAUCUCCUUCCACCCAUCGGGCGACUUCCUGCUGGUGGGCACGCAGCACCCCACCCUGCGGCUCUAUGAUGUCAACACCUUCCAGUGCUUUGUGUCCUGCAACCCGCUGGACCAGCACACGGACACCAUCAGCGGCGUCAGCUACAACCCCACCGCCAACAGCUACGUCACCUGCAGCAAGGACGGCAGCAUCAAGCUGUGGGACGGCGUCUCCAACCGCUGCGUCACCACCUUUGAUAAGGCCCACGACGGCGCCGAGGUUUGCUCCGCGAUCUUCUCCAAGAACUCCAAGUACAUCCUGUCCAGCGGCAAAGACUCGGUGGUCAAGCUGUGGGAGAUCUCGACAGGACGGACGCUGGUGAAGUACACAGGUGCGGGGCUGAGCGGACGUCAGAUGCAUCGCACACAGGGAGUGUUCAACCACACGGAGGACUAUGUGCUGCUGCCUGAUGAGCGCACCAUCAGCCUGUGCUGCUGGGACUCGCGCUCGGCCGAGAGGAAGAACCUGCUCUCUCUGGGCCACAACAACAUCGUCCGCUGCAUCGUGCACUCGCCCACCAACCCCGGCUUCAUGACCUGCAGUGACGACUUCAGGGCUCGUUUCUGGUACCGCCGCACGACCACAGACUGAGGCCGGUCCGGCCUUGGCGUUUUGACUCUAUGGCAACACCCGCCCUCCUACUGUAGAGAACCAAACAGGCCACCGGACGGUGCAACCACUGUCUCCUGCAGUUUCCGGGAGCUUGCAGACUCUGACUGCAGACAUGCAUACUGAGACACAAGCCAGGAGUCUGUGGCAACGUUUUUUUGUCUUGUUUUGUUUUGUCUGAGUUUAUUCACAGUGGAAUUUUUAGAGGACGACUUAAAGGAUCAGAGUUAGCCCUGCACCACUGUAACAUCAGAGGUUGGGGGCGCUGUUUCUCCAUUUCCUUUUUCAUUUUGGUAACAGCAGUUUUUAUGUGAAUGAUGCUGCGAUGAGUUGUUGUGUGACUGAAUAGGGAGCUUUUCACAGGCUGAAUUGGAAAAAAAAAUCCUUGUUGCUGUUUUCAAAGUAAAGUUGCAACACUCAUACCUUACUUUUCUCACAUAUUUGUCAUCAGUGACCGCAGAGUUGGUGUGAUUGUCUUUUCUGUCUUUUCCACUUUUAUAUUUUGUUAAUCUGUUGUCUUAAAUUGUGAUUAAGAUUUUUAUUAAACAAUUAAACAACAAAAAAGUGGCUACUGA
Molecule: messenger RNA, 2065 nt
Organism: Myripristis murdjan (pinecone soldierfish)
Lineage: Eukaryota; Metazoa; Chordata; Actinopteri; Holocentriformes; Holocentridae
Gene: cstf1
Product: cleavage stimulation factor, 3' pre-RNA, subunit 1
Exons: 6
Coding region: 177-1472 (431 amino acids)
Biological process (GO): mRNA 3'-end processing
Cellular component (GO): mRNA cleavage stimulating factor complex
Molecular function (GO): protein binding; RNA binding
Source: RefSeq, a predicted model, not a curated record